CAUGGACACGUCGGAGCCGCGGCCCAGCAAGAGACCGGCCUUCCCACCCGUGGCCGCCGAGGCGCUGGGGGUCGGAAAGGGCGAAAUGAGGAAGGUUCCCGUGCCCGCCAACAGGUACACUCCGCUGAAAGAAAACUGGAUGAAAAUCUUCACGCCGAUCGUGGAGCACCUGCAACUUCAAAUAAGGUUUAAUUUGAAAACGAGGAACGUGGAAAUCAAGACUUGUCAAGAGACAAAGGAUCUCAGUGCUCUAACAAAAGCAGCUGAUUUUGUAAAAGCAUUUAUACUUGGGUUUCAAGUAGAGGAUGCUCUUGCUCUCAUCAGACUAGAUGAUCUUUUUCUAGAAUCAUUUGAAGUUACAGACGUCAAACCUUUGAAAGGAGAUCAUCUGUCAAGAGCAAUAGGGAGAAUAGCAGGGAAGGGCGGAAAAACAAAAUUCACUAUAGAAAACGUAACCAGGACACGUAUUGUUCUUGCUGACGCGAAAAUUCAUAUUUUGGGAUCUUUUCAGAACAUUAAAAUGGCACGAACAGCAAUUUGCAAUCUGAUUUUAGGAAGUCCCCCAUCAAAAGUUUAUGGCAAUAUUCGGGCAGUGGCCAGCAGAGCAGCUGAAAGAUUCUGAGCAGCAGCAUGGCUGCACCACCAGUGACUGGGAGUCAUGGUUUCUAUAUGCAUGAGAGGCUGGGAGCUACGCAAGCACCUGGUCCUCAGCUUGAUUUGGAAGCCCAGAAGAAAACUGGGACUGUUUGUGCAGCCUAAUUUCAAAAAUCGGACAUGCUGUCCCACUGAAACACUUAAUAUUUUGUCAGUUAUUAAAAGGUAUUUUAAAGUGGUUGUGUCUGUAGCAGAAGUAUUGGGUACCUGAUUUUACUUAAAAACAUGCUUCAUUACCAACUUACUGAAUGAAGUAUGAAGAGACUGCUGUCAACUUCAGAAGGCCUUUGUGCUUAAUGUUUUGAGCCUAAAGGAAUCAGCACAGUUCAUAACCACAUCAUGGAUUAGUAUCUUUCUGGAAAAAAGGAAGAGUCAACAGAAAGGGAAAGUUCACUGCCACACUGCCCAACAAGUCUCUGCUGCUGGUGGAACAAGGUACCACACAAACACAGUAAGAGGUAAAUAGCAUUUAUGAACUUAUUCCUGGAAUCUGCACAUAUAUAGACUUCUAUUUUUUUAUUCUCUCAGAAAUGAUCUGUAAAGGCAGCCUAGUGAAGCAGAGAGCCUCCAGGUAAAGUACUUAACCAGUGUACCAGAGUACAAGCAGCUGUAAAGGGCUGUUGCUCACUGCACAUUUGCAUGAGGCAGAGAUGACAGCCCAGCUACAGUCCCAGUUUGACUUAAACCCGGGCCCUUUUUCUCCAGCCCCUGCCAGUCUAACUUGUUACCAAGUCUCAUGCAAAACAAUUCAGUUUAGGUUUGUGAACCAAAAAAAUUGAAAUGAGAUCAUCAAAAGCCCUAGCAAGUGGAAUAAGCAUUUCUCUCAAUGUCCAAGUUGCCAGUGCAGUGUUCUGUAGUAUGGGAUUACUACUAGAGCCGAAUUAAUUAAAAUCACUAAGAUUUAAGACUUGCUGAGUUACCUAAAUGUACAGCUCUCAGCAGUCUGAGCAACACAGGGGAGAGCAUGGCCAUUCUGAGAAGCUCAAGGUAAAACUGCAUGUGCCUGGUGAGCACAUUUUCUGUUCAUCAGCUGCUUAUAUUUAUCUCAAUUUGCUUGGAAGAUGAGAGGGCAGAGUGAGGCAAGGGCACACAGAAGUAAUCUAAACUUUAUCCUAAAGCAGGUGCAUACCAAUACAGACAAAAAGCAGCAGAGGGCAGCCCAUAGAAGGCCCAGACAGCUGCACCACAGACAAUGACAGCAAACAGCUUCUGUAAAGGAUGUAUCUGCUGCAGGGAAGACUCUUCACCAGCCGCAUGUCUCCAACCUUCCCUUGAGAAAGCAGCUGCCUUUCAUUCCCCACCUACAUUAAGGUUAGGGUUUUUUGUUUUUUAAAACCAUCUUCCACUUACCACAAUCAUCCUGAAUUUAGCAGGAUUUAACACAAAGGAUUUUAGCCAAUUUGGAUAUUUAGCAAAGAGAACCAAAUGUGCCUUUAAGAAAAAACACAUGUAAGUGCAUCUUGAAACACUGAAAUGAAACCUGGGAGUAUUCAUGGGAUUUUCUGCACCCUGAACACUUUUUCAACAAAUCUUUAUAAUACAAGAGGGGACAAAAACCACAAACAGCAAGUUUUCUUUAGAGCAGGGUGCAGAGCUGCUCUAAACUGAACAGGAAAGGUCAAGGUAGGUACUGAAGCACCCCAGCCAAGGUUCAAAUAUUUUAUUUUGUAUUCAUAUAGUAUGAAGGUUCUUAUAGUUCCCACAACAUAUGAUGUAGCAUGCAGAGGAAAAAACUAAACAUUCAACAUAAAUCAUUUUUCCCCACACAAACUAAAAAAAAAAAACCAUCCCUCCCCUUUCAGUCCCC
Molecule: messenger RNA, 2461 nt
Organism: Athene cunicularia (burrowing owl)
Lineage: Eukaryota; Metazoa; Chordata; Aves; Strigiformes; Strigidae
Gene: PNO1
Product: partner of NOB1 homolog
Exons: 7
Coding region: 2-622 (206 amino acids)
Cellular component (GO): nucleolus
Molecular function (GO): RNA binding
Source: RefSeq, a predicted model, not a curated record